AUGGGUUUCCUGGGUCACCAUAUCGAGACAGUUGAUGGUGGCUGCAAAAUUCGGAUUCAGGGGGACUGGACCAGAGAGCGCCGCUUUGAAAUCCCUGAUGAGGAACGCUGUCUGAAGUUCCUCUCAGAGGUCCUUGCUGCUCAGGAAGAGCAAAAGGACUCAUCCAGCUGGUACCAGAAAUUAGACACUGAGGACAACUCUGUUUUUUCAGGGCUUCUUGGAUUUGAGGAUAAUUUUUCAUCUUUGAAUUUGGACAAGAGAAUAAAUUUGCAGAAUCAGCCUACAGGGGUUCAUCGGGAACUGCCACCCCCACCGUCUUCAGUGAAUAGAAUGCUUCCACGUGAAAAGGAAGCUUCUAACAAGGAACAGCCCAAGGUGACCAAUACCAUGUGGAAGCUCUUUGUACCAAACACCCAGUCUGGGCAGCGGGAGGGUCUCAUCAAACACAUCCUGGCAAAGCGAGAGAAAGAAUAUGUCAACAUUCAGACUUUCAGGUUCUUUGUUGGAACAUGGAACGUGAAUGGCCAGUCUCCAGACAGUGGGCUAGAACCUUGGCUGAACUGUGAUCCGAAUCCUCCCGAUAUCUACUGCAUUGGGUAA
Messenger RNA from Globicephala melas (long-finned pilot whale), 600 nucleotides. Its product is annotated as inositol polyphosphate 5-phosphatase OCRL-like. The record is from RefSeq and is a predicted model, not a curated record. Lineage: Eukaryota; Metazoa; Chordata; Mammalia; Artiodactyla; Delphinidae.